Messenger RNA from Nymphaea colorata (pocket water lily), 844 nucleotides. Its product is annotated as polcalcin Cup a 4-like. The record is from RefSeq and is a predicted model, not a curated record. Bases 53 to 655 code for a protein of 200 amino acids. NCBI's taxonomy places the organism in Eukaryota, Viridiplantae, Streptophyta, Magnoliopsida, Nymphaeales, Nymphaeaceae. The transcript has a single exon. Gene Ontology annotation, molecular function: enzyme regulator activity; calcium ion binding.
GAUGCUUUCCCUCUCCUAAACCGGUAAACGUAGGAAGGAAGGAAUUCGCACAAUGAAGAUGAAUUGCUUCAAUCCCAACUACAAGAAAAAAUCCCCCAGGCGAAACCCUACCCCCGCAACCGAUUGCAGCAAUCUUUCCCGCUCGCCGGAACAGUCGUCUUCCAACUCCGGCGCCAAGUGCUCGGCGGCCCCGCCCGCGGCCGCUUCCUCGCUCUCCAUCCAGGAUUCCGGCGACCUGCGCCAGGUGUUCGAGAAGUUCGACGCGAACGGCGACGGGCGGAUCUCCACCGACGAGCUAGAGUCGAUGCUUCGGUGCCUCGGGUUCGCCGGGUCCAGGGAGGAGGUGGAGGCGAUGAUGCGGGAGGCGGACACCGACGGCGACGGUUUCGUGAACCUCGACGAGUUCUUGCAUAUGAACACGCAGGAGACGGACGCGUCCAAGUGCAUGGAGGAUCUGAGGAAUGCGUUCACGAUCUUCGAUCGGGACAAGAACGGCCUGAUCUCCGCGGACGAGCUGCAUCAGGUGCUCAGGAGCCUGGGGGACAGCGCGACCCUGAGCGCCUGCAAGGACAUGAUCCGCGGCGUCGAUCAGAACGGCGACGGCCAGGUCAAUUUCGAGGAGUUCAUGAUGAUGAUGACGAAAUCCCCCAGAUGAUCCAGAGAAAUCUGUCGCAUUGGCUUUCGUAUUGAUUUCCGCCCCUUUCUACCGAAAUUCCGUUCGUCUCCUCUCUGAAACAUUUCCUUUUAAGUUUCUUCCACGAUUGCCUGUGUAAAUAGCUAUAAUCGGCGCGAUUUGUUAUAGGUUGAAAAUCCAAUAAAGGUGAUUUGUUUUUCUGCUGAUCAA